Molecule: messenger RNA, 3178 nt
Organism: Stegostoma tigrinum
Lineage: Eukaryota; Metazoa; Chordata; Chondrichthyes; Orectolobiformes; Stegostomatidae
Exons: 8
Coding region: 72-806 (244 amino acids)
Biological process (GO): synaptic signaling
Cellular component (GO): plasma membrane
Source: RefSeq, a predicted model, not a curated record
AGUCAGUAGAGAGGCAGUGCUGCACUGUGGAGGGUCAAUAAGAAGCAUGUAGCUCCACUGGCAAGGUGCCAAUGUUGACAGAAUGCUGCACUGCCAGCGGAUCAGCAAUGAGGGAAAACUGUAUUGUCAGAGUGUCUUCGUCAAGAAAGUGCCACUCUGUCGGAAGGCCAAUAUUAAGGGAGUGCUGCACUGUCACAGGAUCAAUAUUAGGGGUGUGCUGCACUAACAGAGGGUCAGUGUUGAUUGAAUGCUUGACUGUUGCAGAGCCAGGACUGAGGGAAUCCUGCAUCGUUACGGUGUCAGCAUUGAGGGAGUGCUGCACUGCUGAAGGGCCGAUAGUAAGGGAGUGUGACACUGUCAGAGUGUCAUUACCAAAGGUGGGCUACAGUAUCAAAGGUACCACGCUGAGUAUUGUUCUCGCGAUAGUUCUUUCGUAUCAGUCUGGGCGAAUGUGCUCGUGUAGUCUCAGGAGUUGCGGAGGUCACGGCUCUGGGACAGCCGUUUCAUCGCCCUAUGCUGCAGAACCUGCCCCGGAAGAGAGAGCCCAGAGAAUUGCCAAAGCUGUCCGCAAACAGUCAAUAGAAGUGAAGGAAAAUUGGGAACAACUGAAAAUCCGUGCGAGCAACUGGCAGAAACAGGUGGAAAAGGCGUUGGAGAAACUUCAAGAACUGCAGAAAGUUCUGGAUGAUCUUGAGGCUCAUGUGAUAACAGCUGAGGGGGUCCACACUGAUCGGCAACCUGUGAGUGACCUGCUUAUUGACUCAUUGCAGGAUCACUUGGAUAAAACCACAGGAAAAAAGCCUUGAAAGUGCCGUUUUUUUUUUGCAUGGCAAGCUGCUGAAUACGAACCAGUCUCACACCAUUGCCAUCACCUUGCCCUUGUGAAGGCAGAUAUGGAUAAAGUUUUCAAAGCUGAUAGAAAAUUGAAAGCACUCGCAUCCUGUGACCAUGAUUCUGAUGUCGGUAACUGGAAAACCUCCAUGGUUGGAGGACGAGAAGCCGUAUCCAAUUGAAGCAGCAGAGGCUUUUGCGAUGACUGUGGAAACCACUGCUUAUGCCUUGCUUCAAGCAUUGUCAAGGAAUGAUAUUGACUCUGCAACACCGAUUGCGAGGUGGCCAACGAUGCAACAGAACUAUGGUGGUGGAUUUCACUCGACGCAGGACACAAUCAUUGCCUUGGAAGCUUCAUCAUGACACGACAUUGCAUUUCUGAAGAGGGAAGAAGAAAUCAACAUGCAAAUUCAAUUCCAUGGUUUUGGACGUCCCAUUGAGAACACGAUUCAUGUGCGCCGGCAUAAUGCUCUGACCGAGAAAGAAUCGAAGUUUCCACUUGGAAGAAAGAUUCACAUCAAAUUGACUGGUCAAGGAACUGGGACACUGACUGUCCUUACGGGAACAGGAAAAAUGACAAGCUGGAAAAUUUUGCAAGUAAUCUUUGGGCCAGCCUGGAAUCUUCCCAUCCUCUGGCCAUGACCUUGUGACCCUGCUUGGAGGUUGUAGUUACAGUUUCAGAAGUGAUCAAUUCCAGUGAGGAUGUCUGUACUAAGGUGAAAGCUCACGCACAGUUCUUCACGACGGGAAAAAUGGCUCCAUUCAGACUCUGGAGAUUCAGGUAUCCCACUGAGAAUCGUUGUCUCCUUCAUCAUUCACCUUAUUCCAGUCACCUGUCCUGCUCUGUGUGAUUUCUGUCCAUUCUCUCAGUCAUGCUUGUCUGAGGGGAUAGCCACUACUGUAGCCCUGUUGUUGACUUGUGCAGUAUCCUCACAGUCAGGGAAUGCUUCCCCAUUCCUGAGAGAUUUCAGCUGGCUUAAACAGCUCUGAAAACCACGAAACACUUUUACAAGAGUCAGCGGAAAUCCACUUGCAUCUAACCUGUAAGUAGUUGGUGAUAUCUCUAUCCUCACUGCACUGGAUUAAGAGAGGAUUGUAACUGGAAUACUGAGGUCAAAACAUAUACCAUUAGCAUCCAAGCAGCAUUACGCAUACUUCCAUCAGAAUGUGAAUCAGAUGACAGGGAUUAUACCUAGCACUUGGAGAACUGACAGAAACCCCAGGUUACCGUGUCAGGAAAGUUCCAGUGAAUGAAGUGCCAACCGAGCACUUACCAUUCGGGGGCAGUCUGUGGCUAAAACCCCACUCACUGAGAGAUGCUGGCCAAACAGAGACUAGUGUCUCGCCAUUGCAGGUGGUGCCACCAGGAAGGGUGGCUGAUGCUGGUACUGCAAUUAAUCCAAUGCUAUUAGUGAGUCAUGAACAAAUUGGGGUCGUGGGAGAGGUUUUCUGGCCAGGGAAUCAGGAGGUUGUAAGAAAAGGUAGUCAGGUGCUAUCUGUUUGCCAUCGCUACUAAUAUGGCAUGGCGGAUCAACGGUUAGCACUGCUGCCUCACAGCUCCAGGGACCCAGGUUCAAUUCCAACCUCAGGUGACUGUCUGUGUGGAGUUUGCACAUUCUGUAUAUGUCUGCAUGGGUUUCCUCUGGGUGCUCCAGUUUCCUCCCACAGUCCAAAGAUGUGCAGGUUAGAUGGCUUGGCCAUGCUAAGUUUCCCAGAGUGUCCAGGUAUGUGUGGGUUAGGUGGGUUAUAGUGGAAUGGGUGUGGGUGGAAUGCUGCAAAGGUCAAUGUUGGGUCAAAGGGUCUGAUUGUACACUGUAGGGAUUCUAUAAUUAAGAGUUUUACUUCUCAAACUUUCUGUGUGAUAUCUGUUCAGCCUAAGUUAUUAAUUGCCCACUCAGGGGAGUAAAGACCAUUUACCAGCCUUCCCAAUCGAGACUGCAUCAGGGUAAAACUUGAAAGACAGUCAGGUCCGUACUUACACUCUCCAGCUCAAACCCCGCAUAAAGAGAGGGGUGUUAAAUUCUACCCGUCAUGUACAAAAUCCAGCACCUACGUGAUUGCCUGCAAAAAUGCCAUCCAUCACUGCCCACAACAGAAGAGUGAACCUGGCAGAAACGCAGAAUUGCUACAACGCAGAAGGAAGACAUUCAGCCCAUCAUACUUGCCAAGCUCUCUGAGCACUCUAAUUUAAGGCCAAUCUUCUACCUUUUUCCAAAAACCCUGCAUGUAUUUUUUUUUCUGUUUAAGUAACCAUCCCUCUUGCGUGCCUUCGCUUAAUCUGCCACCACCACAUUUCCGGGCAGUGGAUUCCAGGCCCAGAUCACUCACUGGUUGAAUAAAGUAUUUU